UAUCAGAGAGGCAGGGAGGUUGGGCGCCAUUUUGACAGAGGUGGGUUAGAGGCUGCGGAAUGCGGGAGGGUAAAACUGUAUUUCUUUAACAUAUUUUAGAUCUAUAAACGAGGCAGUUAUAAGAAAAGGCAAGACGAAUCCACUGCAGAUAAACGCCAGGCAGAGAAAGGGCCGGAGGAUGGCGGUCGACAGGCGAGAUGAGAAAGAUGGUGAACUCAACGUCCUGGACGAUAUCCUGACUGAGGCACCUGACCAGGACGACGAGUUGUACAACCCUGAAAGUGAGCAUGACAUCAACGAGAAAAAAGUUUUUAUUGCAGGAUCGAAACGGAAGAACGACCGGGGUGACAACAGCGAGAGCAAAAGGCUGCGCUCUUCUGGACACUCCACGAGGCAGACAGUCAAGAGGUCUUCGACGGCCACCGUCACCGGCGGCAAGAAGCCAGUGAACCCCAGGGGGCGCCACUCCUCAGACUACAAGGCUGAGGAGUAUCACUAUGACAGGAACAAGGAUUCAGGAGACAGGAGAAACCAUGUGGUGAGAGGAAGCAGCUCCAGGGACAUCCAUAAAGUUCACCACGACAAGUCCAUGGGCAGGAGGAGGGAGUCGGACAGACGGCCCAAGCCACUGAUGCCUGAAGUGUCAGAGCAGAAGUUGAGGCGCACCAGCGAGGGGAGUGUGGGCCGGUUGAGUCGCUCCUCCAAGGAAGAGGGCAACUCCGAGGACUACGGCUCGGAGCAGGAGACAGGCAGCUCGGGGGCGUCCUCUGAGGGGAACCACUCGGAGCUGGAGGAGGAGGGCAUGGAAGACGAGGAAGAGGAGGGAGAGAAGGACGCGGAGGAGGAGGAUGAAGAGGAGGAAGAAGAGGAGGAGGAGGAUGAGGAAGAAGGCGAGGAGCAGGAGGAGGAGGAGGAGGAGGAAUACGAGCUGGAAGAAGGGGACCAGCGGGAGGGCAACGAACAGAACGACUAUGACACCCGCAGCGAGGCCAGCGACUCCCAGUCUGAGUCUGUCUCCUUCUCCGAGGCAGAGUCCGUGCGCUCUGGCUCAGGGUCCGAGGCCUCAGAUAAGGACAAAAAAGAGAAGAGGCGGGCUAGAAGGAUUUCUCCAAUCGUUUUUGAUAGAAGUGGAAGCUCAGCUUCAGAAUCAUAUGCAGGGUCUGAGAAGAAACAUGAAAAACUUCCUUCCUCUGUUCGAGCUGUUCGUAAAGAUCAGACGAGUAAAUUGAAGUACAUCCUGCGGGAUGCAAGGUUUUUUCUUAUUAAAAGCAACAACCAUGAAAAUGUUUCACUAGCCAAAGCGAAGGGUGUGUGGUCCACACUUCCAGUCAAUGAGAAGAAGCUGAAUGCUGCAUUCAGAUCAGCCAGAAGUGUGAUCUUAAUCUUCUCAGUGAGAGAGAGUGGGAAAUUUCAAGGUUUUGCCAGGCUGUCAUCUGAAUCUCACCAUGGAGGGUCUCCCAUACACUGGGUUUUACCAGCCGGAAUGAAUGCUAAAAUGCUCGGAGGGGUGUUCAGAAUCGACUGGAUCUGCAGACGAGAGCUACCCUUUACAAAAACGGCACACCUCUCAAAUCCCUGGAAUGAACAUAAACCAGUGAAGAUAGGACGGGAUGGACAGGAAAUCGAGCCGGAAUGCGGAACCCAGCUGUGCCUGCUUUUUCCACCUGAUGAAAGUAUUGACUUGUAUCAGGUUAUUCAUAAAAUGCGUCACAAGAGGAGGAUGCACUCGCAGCCGCGCUCGAGAGGACGUCCUCCGCGUCGAGAGCCAGGCCGUGAUCUGGGAAGGCGUCGACUGGAGGAAUAUGACAUGCACAGCAGAAAAAGACCAAGGAUUGACUAUCCACCAGAAUUUCCACAGAGACCAGAUCCACUUUUAACAAGUAACUUCAUUCCUAACAGACGGUUUUCUGGAGUUCGACGGGAUGUGUUUCUCAAUGGGUCUUACAAUGAUUAUAUGAGGGAAUUUCACCAUAACAUUGGGCCACCUCCACCCUGGCAGGGAAUGGCACCUUAUCCUGGAAUGGAGCAGCCCCCUCAUCACCCUUACUACCAGCAUCACCCCCCUCCUCCUCAGACUCAUCCUCCUUACUCCGGACACCACCCGGUGCCGCACGAUGCCCGAUACAGAGAUAAACGCAUUCAUGACUACGACAUGAGGGUGGACGACUUCCUGCGGCGCACGCAGGCGGUGGUGAGCGGGCGCAGGAGCCGGCCCCGGGAGCGCGACCGCCAGCGGGAACGCGACCGGCCGCGGGACGCCCGGCGGGACAGGGAGCGCGAGCGCGGGCGCGAGCGGGAGCGCGAGCGCGAGAGGAUCCGGGACCGAGAGCGAGAGAAGGAGAGAGGGCGAUACCGAAGAUGAUGCCAUCGGCUGUGUUUUUUUUUUAAAAAAAGCUUCAUUGUAUUUGAAGUGCUCCUUUUAUAUAUAUAAAAAAAUCUUUUCCACAAAUUUUCAUGUUAUGUUUCAUAAGAACUGUGAAAGCCCCAUGUGUUUUAUGCAUGUAGUAUCACAAAACUGGAAUAAGACAAAUGCAGAUUUUGGAUUAAUUAUUGGGAAGGCAGAGGGAAUUUUGAAGUCGAGAUGGAAUUGGGAUUUUUUUCUCUUCUGGACACAUCUCCUUGUUCAUUGCCUCUACUGUUACCCUGUUUUGUAUCAGUCUUGAAUAGAAAGAAUAGCAGGUUCUGCUCUUGCCACAUGUCUGUAUUUGUAAUUGCACAUGGUUAAAUGAAGAUAUUGCUGCUAAAAAGUAUGCAGUUGUACUUUAACUGCCAGUGUUGUAGCAAGUACCCUUUUAUAGUCCUUUUACUUUUCAAGCCAUGCAUUUUCCAGUGUUGAGUGAUAAAAGCAAUAUUAAGAGAUUAUUCCCUUUUUUGUUUUUCAAAAAAGAAACCUUUAAUCAGUGCUAUAUGGCUUCACAUUUUGAAACUAUUUGUACAGUGACUUGCAAUGUACACAACUAGAUUGUGGUUAACUUGUAUCUUUCAGUGAUACUUUUUGUAAAAAAUAAAUGUUCCCCUGAGGUUUUUGUAAAGGUUGUACAGGGUGGUAUUUGGUCAAAGCAAGAACAGAUACCAUUGCUUCAAUAAACUGUCUUGUCACUGCUUUUUA
This is a messenger RNA of Lepisosteus oculatus (spotted gar), 3109 nucleotides long. It is a transcript of the gene ythdc1, whose product is annotated as YTH N6-methyladenosine RNA binding protein C1. Gene Ontology annotation, biological process: mRNA splicing, via spliceosome; regulation of alternative mRNA splicing, via spliceosome. Lineage: Eukaryota; Metazoa; Chordata; Actinopteri; Semionotiformes; Lepisosteidae. The record is from RefSeq and is a predicted model, not a curated record. Gene Ontology annotation, cellular component: nucleoplasm. Gene Ontology annotation, molecular function: N6-methyladenosine-containing RNA reader activity; mRNA binding.